AUGAAUCCCGGUGAUAGCUUGGGUGAACCCGAGAUUGAAGUAGAACCUCCACCAGAAGAGGAAAAGGAGAAAACUGUUUGCGCGAGACUAGUCCUCACAUUGGAACAAGAAAACGAUUUGCGCGAAGCAUUUAAUUCCCUCGAUCAUCUAGGUGAAGGAAAAAUAGUAGCCGAUGAUUUUCGCGUGGUCAUAAAAGCGCUAGGCUAUCAACCCACUAAAGAAGAGUUGCAAAUGAUGAUUAACGCUGUCGAUAAAGGCUACACCGGAAAAUUGAGCUUCGAAAACUUUCAGACCGCAAUCAUGAGAAAGGUUAUGUCCCUGGAUACCGAUGGUGACAUCAUGAAAAGUUUCAGAUUGUUCGACAUGGAUGACAAUGGAUUGAUUAGUUUUGAAAAUAUUAAAAAAGUGACUGAAAUACUCGGUACGUAUCUCACUGAUGAGGAGAUCGAAGAGAUGAUAGACGACGCUGAUAAAGACUUCGACGGCUUUAUUAAUGUGCAAGAAUUCAUGAGAAUGAUUAAGAAUAGUGUUCAUAUUGUUACUCCAUAA
Messenger RNA from Plodia interpunctella (Indianmeal moth), 549 nucleotides. RefSeq lists its product as uncharacterized. Gene Ontology annotation, cellular component: centrosome; centriole. Gene Ontology annotation, molecular function: calcium ion binding. Lineage: Eukaryota; Metazoa; Arthropoda; Insecta; Lepidoptera; Pyralidae. The transcript has a single exon. The record is from RefSeq and is a predicted model, not a curated record. Bases 1 to 549 code for a protein of 182 amino acids. Gene Ontology annotation, biological process: centriole replication; mitotic cell cycle.